AUGAAAGGUAGAGAAGGAAGCGUACCAGAGAAGGGGAUGGUGGAUGGUGUUUUGGGCGGUGGUGGAUGGUGUUUAUGGGGGGAGGGAGCGUAUCAGAGAAGGGGGGAGGGAGCGGCGGUGAAUGUGUGUUUGAUGAGCCGUGGUGUAAUGAGUCGUGAUGGAGGGGUAGUGGAAGUUAGGAGGGGUAUAAAAGACAUUUCAAAGUUCUGUUGGUCAAAGUCACUGAUUAGAAAAUGGUUUAGUAUCAAGACCAAAACUGAACAAUUUCAUGCUGAUAAAGUUGUUUAUACAGGUACUGAUAGUGAAUGGAGGAAUAAUAAUAAUACUAAUUCUGAAAGGGAACCACCACCUGCUAUCAAGAAGACUAAAACAGAGAAAUCAAACAAGACUAACGAACGAGCUAGGCGGAGUAGAGUGUAUCUUGAUCACCCUCAGAUUAUAAAUGUGCAUAACUACAGUAUAUUUGCAGCCACAUGGAAUGUGGGAGGAAAAUCCCCAUCUAGUAAUAUGAAUCUUGAUGAUUGGUUACAUGCCGCUCCACCUGCAGACAUUUAUGUACUCGGAUUUCAAGAAGUAGUUCCUCUGAAUGCGGCUAAUAUUCUUGGUGCUGAAGACAAUGGCCCUGCAAAGAAAUGGAUGUCCUUAAUCCGUAGGACACUAAACAAUCGGCCUGGAACAAUGGGAGGAGGUGGUUGCUACACACCUUCCCCCAUUCCUGAUCCAGUGGCUGAAUAUGAUGCUGAUUUUGAGGGUUCAUCAAGACAAAAAACUGCUAACAUGUUGCAUCGAAGAUCUUUUCAGGCUCCAAGAAGCUGGAAAAACGAUACUGACCCCUCAAUGGGUCAACCACGCCUUGACAGGCGGUAUAGUGUAUGUGACCGGGCCAUCUUUGGUCAUAGACCAAGUGAUUAUUCAUCUUCUAGUCGCAGACCGAGUGAUUAUUCAUCCUCUAGUCGCAGGCCAAGUGACUAUUCUUCAAGUUACAGGCCUAGUGACUAUUCUGUGAAUUACAGGCCAAGUGAUUAUUCUGUGAAUUAUAGGCCAAGUGAUUAUUCAUCAGGUAAUAGGCCCAGUGAUUACUCUUCAUGGGGUCAAAGACCAAGUGAUUGUACAAGAUGGGGUUCAUCUGAUGACGAUUAUGAACCCAUGGAAGAUUCACCAAGCACUAAUUCAUUCUCACCGGCAUCUGAUGGGUCUAGAAUGCCUGGCCAACCAAAAUACUGUUUGGUUUCAAGUAAGCAGAUGGUCGGUGUUUAUUUAACAGUAUGGGUCAAGAGUGAAUUAAGGGAGCACGUUAGAAACAUGAAAGUGUCUUGUGUUGGCAGAGGAUUAAUGGGUUAUCUUGGGAAUAAGGGAUCUGUAUCCGUGAGUAUGCUGUUGCACCAAACGAGUUUUUGCUUUGUCUGCAGUCAUUUGACUUCAGGUCAGAAGGAGGGCGAUGAACUAAGAAGGAACUCCGAUUUUAUGGAAAUUGUUAAGAAGACAAGGUUUCCACGUGUUCAAGGCACGAAUGAUGAAAAAUCUCCAGAAACAAUACUAGAACAUGAUCGAAUUAUCUGGCUUGGGGAUCUGAAUUACAGAAUUGCUCUCUCGUAUCGGUCAGCUAAAGCACUUGUUGAGAUGCAAAACUGGAGAGCAUUGUUGGAGAAAGAUCAGUUACGAAUCGAGCAAAGAAGGGGGCGUGUAUUCCAAGGAUGGAAUGAAGGAAAGAUCUACUUUCCACCAACAUACAAGUACCUCACUAAUUCAGAUAGAUACACUGGGGACAGUUUGCAUCAUAAGGAGAAAAGACGAACACCUGCAUGGUGUGACAGAAUCUUGUGGUAUGGGGGAGGUCUUCAUCAAUUAUCAUACGUACGUGGCGAAUCCAGAUUUUCUGAUCACAGGCCAGUAUACAGCAUAUUCUGGGCUGAAGUUGAGUCAGUUCAUAGUCGUUUUAGAAGAAGCAUGAGCUACUCUAGCUCUAGAAUUGAUGCAGAAACCCUACUGCCAUACUCCCAAGACUAUACCGAACUCUGCUUUUUCUGACAUACCACAAAAAAUCCACACAGAUGGUAACUGGCUUGUUUCUAGGAGAUUCACCCUUAUAACAGUAACGAGGACACCCAAUCGUCCGUGAACAAAGCCAGGUAUAGCUAACAAAACGCAACAGACUUGACUGCGGAUUUGCUUGAUUAACCAAUUUUUGUUGUAAGAUAAAAUAUUAGCCAAAUAGGAGAAGUGAAGAUUAUUUUAUUCAAGAUUCUUUACUGUGACAAGAAGUGAGUGAGAAUGAUAGAUGGAUAAACAAUCAUUUGUUUUUGAAUAUUUUAAUCUAUUUAUUUAUUUAGUUUAUAGAAAAUUAAUGGUGUGAUACUGGUAUUUUGUCAAAAGAAAAAUACUGAGUAUAUUAAACUGAAUGCAUACCGAAAAAGUUGGUAUUAUGUCCAGCUUUUGCUUUUUCUUUCUUUUCAA
Messenger RNA from Erigeron canadensis, 2454 nucleotides. Its product is annotated as type IV inositol polyphosphate 5-phosphatase 6-like. The transcript is spliced from 12 exons. Gene Ontology annotation, biological process: phosphatidylinositol dephosphorylation. Bases 1 to 2028 code for a protein of 675 amino acids. The record is from RefSeq and is a predicted model, not a curated record. Gene Ontology annotation, molecular function: phosphatidylinositol-3,4,5-trisphosphate 5-phosphatase activity; phosphatidylinositol-4,5-bisphosphate 5-phosphatase activity; inositol-polyphosphate 5-phosphatase activity. Lineage: Eukaryota; Viridiplantae; Streptophyta; Magnoliopsida; Asterales; Asteraceae.